AUGCAGUCCAUGCAUAUGCAGAUGCCCCAGCAGGGUCCAUAUCCACCUCAACAACAACAAGCAUUCCACUACGCCCAGUUGCCCCAACCUUAUCAACAACAACAACAACAACAUCAACAAUACCCACCCAUCUCUCGUACCACAACCGCACAGACCAGCAACAGCAAUACUUCUCCACCUCCUCAAUCCAAAGAGAGACGCUUUCGACGCUGGUCACUUGCAGGCCGGCUCUUUGACAAACGAAAGAGUGUCGUCCAGCCCUUCAACAGUAUACCUAGUACAUCAUCUUCUACCUCCAACAACCAGCAACAACUGCCAUUGGCCGUCAACACUACAUAUGGCAACAGUGACGGGCCUUAUCCUGACGAGCGGAGACUGUCGCCUGUCGGGUCUGCAGGAAGCGGAAGCAGUAGCGGAAGUGAGAGUGGUCAUAGCGGUGGCAGUGGCAGUGGUGGUGGCAGUGGAGGUGGUGGUCAUCGGCGGUCCAAUCUGGUGGUCAUCCCUAGGGCCCUGUUUUCUUCCCUCCGUCGGGGAUCUCACUCCUCUUCAUCCGAGACCAUCAACAAUAACAAGGUGUCCGUCUUCGCAUUUACACAGCAGCAGCAGCAGCAGCAGCAACAGCGGGCAGAGGAGAGGAUCGGCAGUCCACCUUCGAGCUUCGAAGGUGAUGACAACGAUUCCACUGCCCCCGACGGUGAUGGAAAUGAUCAGGAGUAUGGUCGACAGGAGAAUGGAUCCCAGGAUCAGCAGCCAGCUUCGGCCACCAUCCUGACCGCCAACGGUUUGAUGCAAGCCGACAUGGCUGUCCUCAAGGCUGCUCCACCAUCCUGCGCGACUAUGAUGACAAAACAUCUCCCUCAUGCUCAUGUCAAGGGUAUCCUCAAGAAAAGAUCGCCUCCAAGCCCUACCGCGCAGCAACAGCAGCCAUACACACAGAUGCAACCCAACAUCAUCAAUAGGAGCAGCAGUUAUGAAAUUCACCCUAUGGCGGGCAACUGCGGACAGAUGGGCGGUUUGCUCCUUGCGACAGAUCAUCGUGCUCGUCUCGAGACCAGUUCUCCUGUUCACUCGCAUCCUCAACUGAUGCAGUCUCCGCAGCAACAGCAACAGCAGCAGCAGCAGCAACAACAACAGCAGAUAUCGACCAAAACGCUCUCUUCAGGGUGGACACCGGCACCCGGAGAUAUCCAGCCCCUUCAGUAUCCAACCACACAGGCCCACUACGCCGGAUACGGCUCAUAUGGCGAGAAGAAUGUCGGUAACACUAUCGGAACCACUGGCAUACCUCCGAAGCUCGGGUCAACUGUCGAAGUGGACGAGCAUUACAUGCCACAGGGUGAUGGUAGCGGUGGCGGAGCAGCCUUCCCCCCAGAUCCCACGCCCGGGAUGCAGUCGAAUGUCUACCAGGACCGUGGCGGUGAGCGCCCUCAAGGACAGGUGUUGGACUAUCGGAUGAUGGAGAUGGACCCUUCCUUCCCCCUCCCAGUUGCUACUCUUCCUCCUCCUCCAGUCGCUGUCGCAGCUUCUGCAGCCCAUGGCUACCAGUAUCAUCCAUCGCGCUCUCGAGCACAGGAUCAGUACUACUAUGGUGGCGCAGGUGACGCAUACGUCGGGUAUGACCAGGACUCUUCCCUGAUGGACGGACCCCAGCAACCAAUGACGACCAUGACGUGCGAGCGAGAUGGCGAGCUCGGCCACACCAGCAACGGAGGAGGAGAAAGCUAUUACGGGAGCAUGCGCAGAGGCAGUGGGACCAGCGAAAGCACGAUGGGGAUCCUGAGCGGCAACGAGAUCAGCCACCACCGGCCGCGAACCAUCGGGUUCACAGACACGAUCGAGAUCAUCCCGGUGUACCGCAAGUCUGAAUACAACCGUCAGUCGGACAAGUAUGCGACCUUCAAGAACCUGACCUCGGACCUCAAGAGUGAGAUUAGAGAAGAAUUGAAUAGUUACAAGAUGCGCGAGAUGGCUGUCCAUGUCGAGAGUAUGGGCAACACUGCCUUCCAUUGA
Linnemannia hyalina is the source of this 2010-nucleotide messenger RNA. NCBI's taxonomy places the organism in Eukaryota, Fungi, Mortierellomycota, Mortierellomycetes, Mortierellales, Mortierellaceae. The record is from the annotation of a GenBank genome assembly.